This is a messenger RNA of Haplochromis burtoni (Burton's mouthbrooder), 709 nucleotides long. RefSeq names its product WEB family protein At4g27595, chloroplastic-like. NCBI's taxonomy places the organism in Eukaryota, Metazoa, Chordata, Actinopteri, Cichliformes, Cichlidae. Bases 1 to 687 code for a protein of 228 amino acids. The record is from RefSeq and is a predicted model, not a curated record. The transcript is spliced from 7 exons.
AUGGCUUCCAAAGUCAGAAAAGCUCAGAGUCAGAAGGAUGAAGGACACGAGAAGCAGGAGGUUGAGAAAGAAAUGAAGAAGAAGGUGAAGGCAGAGACUCUGAAGGCAAAUGAGAUCGAGGGGAAUGAGUCUGAGACUCAGAGUCAAGAUGUAAAAGCUGAAGUCCGGAUGGUCGAGGAUCAGAAUGAAGGGAAUGAAAACCUGCAGACACCAAACAAAGAUCUGAAGACCAACAAUGCUGAGCUGCAGCUGUCAAAGUCAGAUGAUUUAAAGAAGACCAAACCUGAACCAGAGAAGCAGAGUGUGGAGAUCAGUACACCAAAGGAGGAGUUGGAGAAAAAUGAAGUAAUGACACCUGACAUGCUUAAGAAAAAGCAGAAGACUUCUUCACUGAAGCUCGACCUUGCUGUCACCAGGAGGAAUAAACUGGAAGACACAGUUGAUCAGUUUUUCAGUGGUAAAAAUCAGUCAAUGGAAAACGAGCUGGAUAACCUGAAGAGGACGCUGCACGCCAGAGAAAAAGAGCUGGAGAGAUUUAAAUGGCUGAGAAAUUACCUCAUUUAUGAAAUCCCUGAGUCUUUUUCACAACUGAAGUUUAAGCUCGCCAUCAGCAGGGUGCAGAAGGUAAACACACACAAACAUACACUCUUCUGUAACACAUGCACACAUAAUGUCAGGGCUGUUUGAUUCACAUGACUCUUAUAUAAUA